Messenger RNA from Onthophagus taurus, 900 nucleotides. RefSeq names its product chymotrypsin-2-like. NCBI's taxonomy places the organism in Eukaryota, Metazoa, Arthropoda, Insecta, Coleoptera, Scarabaeidae. Gene Ontology annotation, biological process: proteolysis. The record is from RefSeq and is a predicted model, not a curated record. Gene Ontology annotation, molecular function: serine-type endopeptidase activity.
CAAUUCAACAUGAAUAACUCUUUCUAUUUUAUGGUUUCCUUGUGUUCAACAUUAGUGUUAUCUAAUUCAUUAUUUGAACAUGAAAAAAUAAGAAAUCACCUUAAGAAACAUUCGAUCCCAGAAGAAAAUCAUCACAACGCUUCGUUUAACAAUCAUGAUAAACGAAUAAGAAGUGGAGAGACCAUCGAUAUUACUCAAGCAAAAUACUAUGUUUAUAUGAAAUGCAGUGGAACUCAAUGUGGAGGUACUUUGGUAAGAAGAAAUAAAGUUAUAACUGCGGCUCACUGCGUGAUGGACUGCCACGUUAAUGAUUUUACAAUUGCUGUUGGGUUAAAUUCAAUUUAUGAAUAUAAUUCAGCAAGAAAAUAUAGAGCUAGCUCUAUUGUGAUGCAUCCUAACUACAACAGACAAGCUAAAUUUCCAUACGAUAUUGCUGUUGUUACGUUGACUCAAGAUGUUGAAUUAAACAACAGAGUUGAUUUGAUUAAUUACGCAACUUCCCUUCCACCUGUAGGAAAUUUCGUAACCGUUGUUGGUUACGGGAUGAUUGACGGAUUGAAGGAAGGCCCAACAUCAAUAAAAUUACAAAGAGCUAACUUGAAAGUUAUCUAUUAUAAACAAACUUGCUUUUAUACAGAAGUAGUAGGCCCAAGAGGGCCUACCAUUCUACCAGGUGAUUCAGGCGGUCCUGCGGUUUACAACGGUUUAUUAACCGGUGUAGUGUCGGGGUAUUUUUGGACAAAUCAAAACAUCAUUUAUCAGAAUGCUUUUGCUGGAAUCGGUGAUCCACAAAUAUUAAACUUUAUACGCAGAUAUGCGCCAUAAUUUUCACAUAUCAAUAUAUUUGUUAUUAAUCUUUAUUAAUAUCUUUAAUAGAAAUAAAGUGUGAUAUAUAACAAA